Canariomyces notabilis is the source of this 1206-nucleotide messenger RNA. RefSeq names its product XAP5-domain-containing protein. The coding region runs from base 1 to 1206 and encodes 401 amino acids. The transcript is spliced from 2 exons. Lineage: Eukaryota; Fungi; Ascomycota; Sordariomycetes; Sordariales; Chaetomiaceae. Gene Ontology annotation, cellular component: nucleus. Gene Ontology annotation, biological process: chromatin organization. The record is from RefSeq and is a predicted model, not a curated record.
AUGUCGGACCAGCAGCAACCAGGGUCCGGGUCAGAGUCGAGAUUUACACCGCAAAACAAGACCACACACGAACGGCUGUCAACGAACACCGUCGGGCUCGUUGCCCUAUCCGACUUUCGCAAGCGACGCGCCGAGGUACUUGAGCAACAGGAGCGCGAGGCACGAGAAUCGGCGCUUGCUCGUACAAAUGCAUCAACACCAGAUCGCUCACUGACCGCGACACCAAACAACGCCGCCAGCAGCGACCACAGCGAGGGGGAGCGGGCAAAGCGGAAAAAGAAGCGCAUCACCAAGGCUCUGGUCUCGUUUGGGGACGACGAGGAUGGCGGCGACGGCGAGAGCGAGCAGUUCACGGGGAAGAAGAAGGGUAAGGUGAAGGGUGCAAGGAGGGAUGAAACGGGCGGCGGAGGCGACAUUGAAGAGGUGGCAGCGGCUGAAGGCAAUGGCUCAGCCGACGAUAAGGAGAAAGGCAACGACAACGACAAUGGCAAGGAUAGUGAAAAGGACCAAAAACGGCCAGCCAAGGUGGCAGUCAACUCGUCAGUCGGCGUUGUACCGCGGGCGCUGACCAAAGCCGCGUUACGACGGGAGGCGGCCGAGCGGGAGGCGCUGCGCAAGGAGUUCCUGCUGCUGCAGGCGGCGGUCAAGGCGACCGAGAUUGCCAUCCCAUUCGUCUUUUACGACGGCACCAACACGCCGGGCGGCGUGGUGCGGGUGAAGAAGGGCGAUUUUGUCUGGCUGUUUCUGGACAAGAGCCGCAAAGUCGGCGCGCAGUUGGGCGUUGGUGCAGACAAGAGCUCCAAUGCCAGGAGAGAUUGGGCGCGGGUCGGGGUUGAUGAUUUGAUGCUUGUCCGGGGGAGCAUCAUUAUACCACAUCACUAUGAGUUCUACUUCUUCAUCAUCAACAAGACGGCAGGGCCGGGCGGUAAGCUCCUCUUCGAUUACAGCGCCGAAGUCGUUCCCCGGGCCGAUCCUUCAGGCUCGGCGGGUAUCAGCGGCGCCGCGCCGCCGCCGCAGGUCCAUCUCUCGGAACUCGAAGGCGCGUCGGACGAUCCAACCUUCACCAAGGUGGUUGACCGGCGAUGGUAUCAGCGCAACAAGCACAUCUACCCGGCCAGCGUCUGGCAAGAAUUCGACCCGGAAAAGGACUACCAGAGGGAAAUCCCCCGGGACCCCGGCGGCAAUGCCUUUUUCUUUUCGAAGUGA